AUGAAGAACAUACUGUCCUUUGGUUUGACUUCGCUGGUGUCUGUUGCGCUCGCGCAAGUUGCCCCGACGGUCGACCUCGGAUACGAAAUUCAUGGGGCUACCGUCAAUACCACCGGGGACUACUACCUGUUCAGCAGCGUACCCUACGCGCAACAGCCAGUUGGAGACCUGCGGUUUCAGAAACCCGUCGCUCUGUCAGAGAAGACCAACGGUACCGUCAACAAUGGCUCGACGACAACUAUGUGCAUGCAGGCAUACCCUGCGUGGAUCCUAGCACUGCAAGCUCAAGCCUAUGGCGUUGACGAAGCCACUAUCGAGGCUAUUCUUGCCAGCCAGCCCGGACAGACUGAAAGCUGUCUUGUCUUGGAUGUCUAUGUACCGGCAGCCGUUUUUAACAAAUCGGUGGCAGAAACGCCCGUUUUGCUCUGGAUCCAUGGUGGUGGCUUCACAAGUGGAUCGAAAAUUUCAAGUGGAAGCCCAGCCGGCCUCAUCGCUCGGUCUCAGCUCAGUAAUGAGAGCGAAGUCAUAUUUGUCUCCAUCAACUAUCGCCUGGGCAUGUUUGGUUGGCUAGCGGGCGACGACGUCACGCCGAACCUAGGGCUCUACGAUCAACGAAUGGCGAUGGAAUGGGUCCAGAAGUACAUCAGCCGAUUCGGCGGAGACCCGAACAAGUUGACAGUCAUGGGCGAGAGUGCCGGCGCUUCAAGCAUUCUUCAUCACAUUACAGGAUAUGGAGGCGCUGUCUCCGCCCCGUUCCAAAGGGCUAUCUCUCAGUCGCCGGCUUUCCAGUUCAACAUCAACACAACGAAGACAUACGACUUGACUUUGGACGUGGCUUCCAACGUGACGGAAAUGACGAUCUCCUCGGUUGAACAACUGAAGUCUCUGGACUUGGCGACACUGCAGGCUAUCAACCAACGGGUCGUCAUUCAGGCGAUGCAAGGUACCUUCAACUACGGUAUCGUCACCGACGGAACUUAUGUCCCCAAGACGCCACAAGUGCUGCUGCUCGAGGGUAAAUUCGACCACUCAGUCAAUGUAAUGGCAAGCCACAUGUCCAACGAAUCCAUUCCCUUCAUCCCCAGCAGCUUGACCACAGCGGCCAACAUCCAAGCCUACCUCACCUCAUCUCUGCCCCAAGCCACCCCCGAAACCAUCGCCUACAUACUCCAAACCGUCUACCCUGACGUCCUCGACGGCACCUAUCCCUGGACGACCGAGUUCGCCCGUGCAGCCACCAUAGCCUCCGAGAUUAACUUCGCCUGCAGCACAAACUACCUUGCCACGGCCUUCGCCAACAAGACCUACAACUACGUCUUCUCGUACCCGCCGGGCUACCACGCCGCCGACCUGCCGUAUAUUUUCUUCAAUGGCGAUACGACCACGGCUGAUGAUGGGCUCCCUGUAAAUGAGACGUUGGCGCAUGCGUUGCAGGAUUAUAUUGUGGCUUUUGUGCAGACGGGGAAACCACAAGCAGAGGGGCUGGUGGACUUCCCGGAGUAUGGAAGCGAAGCGGCCGUGCUGGAUUUUACGUAUGGGGGUGUGGUUAGGGGAGUCGAUGACUUGGCGAACCCAAGGUGCGAUUGGAUACAGCAGGCUAUGGCUGAGGGGUUAAUUUGA
Messenger RNA from Pseudomassariella vexata, 1620 nucleotides. Its product is annotated as Alpha/Beta hydrolase protein. Lineage: Eukaryota; Fungi; Ascomycota; Sordariomycetes; Amphisphaeriales; Pseudomassariaceae. The record is from RefSeq and is a predicted model, not a curated record. The transcript has 5 exons. Bases 1 to 1620 code for a protein of 539 amino acids.